This is a messenger RNA of Kwoniella botswanensis, 930 nucleotides long. RefSeq lists its product as uncharacterized. NCBI's taxonomy places the organism in Eukaryota, Fungi, Basidiomycota, Tremellomycetes, Tremellales, Cryptococcaceae. The transcript is spliced from 3 exons. Bases 1 to 930 code for a protein of 309 amino acids. The record is from RefSeq and is a predicted model, not a curated record.
AUGUCUCGAGUCCCAUCCGUCAUCCAAGCGCCCACACCGGCCCAUGUCCAGACAUACUACUGCACCCACACCAGGUCAAACCGAUCAAACAUCGAGGCAACUGUGAGACGGCUACUUGGUGACUCGGCUGACCAGCCGCUCCGUCGACUGCCUGAGCAUGGCGAUUUGGCCAUUCCGCGCCCCCAUAGAUCGGGUGGUCCCAAGUUCUGGGUGGUCAGGAUCUCCGGUCAGCUAUCACAGGGAGAUCAGGAUACCAUACUUGAAGCCGCCAGGAAAAAUGCUGUCGUCAAGGAGAAGGUUCAAGCCAGGCUCGACCAGGUGGAUCGUAAGACCUGCCUGGCACAUAAAGCCAGCAACGACCGUUUCAGGUCUGCCGUUGACCAAGGAAAGCUCGAUCUCCGUGGAUUGUCCCCUUCCGACUUUCAAGAUGUCCAGGUUGACCAUGUAGCCGAUUUCUUCCGCUUCGGUCAGCUGGCUACCUGCUCUGCGAUCACCCAAGAUGGUAGGGGUGAUCUCUUGCUUCCCACGUUAGGACUCGCUUUACCCGUCUUUCCCGGUGAUGUUGUGUUCUUCCAGCCAGGGCUCCUACCUCAUCGAGUGGUGGCUCUCAAGCCAGAAGAUGCCAAGAAACGAGUGGUGAUCACCAUGUUCACCUGCGAGCCUACAACGGAUUACUUGGACAUGCAAGGAAUCAUGUUACCCCGUGCUAAGAGGUCCUGGAAGCCGAGGUCAGGGCAGGAUACUUGUCCCAAAUGUGAUAAGACCUACAAGGAUCUCCUCGAUCACAUCAAGAAGAAACACGGUGAGGACAGGUUCACUGCAGAGGAGAUGGCAGAGACGGGCUUAUGGGUGUGCUCCUGCGGAAAGGUGACAGCUAGUGAGAGAGGGUUAUCCUACCACCGUAAACGAUACCCCAGUCAUCAUGUGUAA